Messenger RNA from Gigantopelta aegis, 2737 nucleotides. Its product is annotated as peroxisomal acyl-coenzyme A oxidase 1-like. The record is from RefSeq and is a predicted model, not a curated record. Gene Ontology annotation, cellular component: peroxisome. Gene Ontology annotation, biological process: fatty acid beta-oxidation using acyl-CoA oxidase; lipid homeostasis. The transcript has 13 exons. Gene Ontology annotation, molecular function: fatty acid binding; FAD binding; acyl-CoA oxidase activity. NCBI's taxonomy places the organism in Eukaryota, Metazoa, Mollusca, Gastropoda, Neomphalida, Peltospiridae. Bases 423 to 2222 code for a protein of 599 amino acids.
ACAAAGUCGACCCCCUCCCCCCUCCACCGCCACUUGACAUGCUGGUUACGGGCCAGCAUUCUGCACCAACCUCCGUGUCAUAGGUUGAAAACCUUGUUAGUGACCGCAAUGUGUGAAAUCUAAAAAUCAAUGGAUAUAGGAUGCAUCACUGAAGAAAUAUAUAUAUUUUUUUAAUAAGGUUAGCGGUACGAAUCGACCCUGGUCAGAACGAUUCGGCUGAACUAGUAAUAAGGGCGGGACAACCUGUUACCCUAGAAAACACUGCACCUCGAGUUGUCCACCCUGCCUUUUGGUUGAAAUUUUUGGCUUGGCGCUGUAUUUUCACCCGUUAUCUAACCUACACUGAACUUUGAGUUGCGUUCUUUAAUAUUGGACCUCAUCAUUUAGGUAAACUGCAGUAGUGUCAGGUGGUUUAAUUUGUCAUGAGUUCCACAGUAAAUCCAGAUCUUGUCCGUGAAAGGAAAAAUGCAACUUUUGACACCUUGCAGUUAACGCAUUUCCUGUAUAACGGCCCGGAACGAGUGCGAAGGAAACGAUACCUCCAGUCGCUUGCCCUUGAGGACCCUUGUAUUAAAAAUAGCCCGGACUGGAAUACGUUGUCAAGAGAAGAAAAAUAUUCCGAGGCACUUCGAAAAAAUAUUUAUUAUGUUGAACAGGUCAAUAAAUUGGGACUCACCGACCCCGCAGAGAUGUUUCUUUUCAGACAAGCCAUUGCACCACACGAAACGUUGCCAUUUGCCCUUCACACUGGAAUGUUCCUGACUACUAUAGAGAGGCAAGCAACGGAAGAACAGAAGGCAAGAUGGCUGCCUUUGGCUUACAACUACCAAAUGAUUGGCACGUACGCUCAAACUGAGCUGGGCCAUGGCACAUUUGUUCGUGGUUUGGAGACUACUGCGACCUUUGACCCAAAGACACAGGAAUUUGUGAUAGACACUCCAACCCUGACUUCAAUCAAGUAUUGGCCAGGAGGAUUUCAAUCAACCAGUAGAAAUGUGAUGGAGGAUGGGACAUACAUCCAGCCAAAGAACUCGAAGGUUGUGUACGGCACCAUGGUUUUUAUCCGCUCGUCCAUCUGCAUCAAUUGUGCAUACAGUCUUGCUCAUGGAGUUACCAUAGCAACCCGCUACAGUGCAGUCAGACGGCAGAGUGAGCUGGAAGCAGGAAAUGGAGAGGCUCAGGUCAUUGAUUACCAAACACAGCAGCAUAAGAUAUUUCCCGCGUUGGCCACGGCAUAUGCUCUCUGGUUUGCUGGACGUCACAUAAUGGAGAUUUAUCUAAAAGUCAGCUUUGAGAUGGACAAAGGAUCCAUGAAGGAAUUGCCAACGCUCCAUGGAAUGUCUGCAGGGGUUAAAGCAUUGUCAUCAUGGUCAAUGGCGUCCUUCCUGGAAACGUGUCGAAUGGCAUGUGGAGGUCACGGGUUCAGCAACGCCAGCGGCUUUCCCAAAAUCUACCGGGAUGCAUCGCCGGCUGCCACAUACGAAGGAGAAAACACUGUGAUGAUGUUACAGACUGCCAGGUUCCUGCUGAAGUGCUAUGCUCAGAUGAAACAUGGAGAAAAGCCGAUUGGAAUCAUGGCCUACUUAAACCAGCCACUAGGGGGCAGCAGCCCACUUAACAGUGACCUUGAUCUUGCAACCUUGGUUUCUGCUUUUGAACACAGAGCUUUACGGUUGAUUGAUGAAGCCGCCAGCAGUGUUGAGAGACUUGUUCUGUCUGGCAUGUCUCAGACAGACGCCACAAACCGGUCUGGGGUCCGCCUCGUUGCCGCGGCAAUGGCACACUGUCAGUGUUUUGUUUUGUCUGCCUUCGUUGAGAAAGUGUUUGACCCCCAGCUGGACUCUCGGACGAGAAGUGUUUUGAAAUCGGUCUGUCAGCUGUUUGCCGUGUACACCAUGCUGGAAAGUCUAGGAGAGUUCAUGCAGGACAGCUACAUCUCGCAACUGCAGGCGUCCAUGUUGAACUCCAAGCUGUGCGAUCUUCUUGCUGAAAUCCGCCGCAAUGCCGUCCCUCUCGUCGACGCGUUCGACUUCCCCGACCAACUUCUCGGCAGCGCUCUCGGUCGCUACGACGGAAAUGUGUACGAAGCGCUCUUCGAAUACGCCAAGAACUCGAAGCUGAACAACUCUGAUGUGAUUGAUGCAUAUUACAAGUACAUGAAGCCGUUUAUGGAGGAGCAGAGACGAAACAUGCAGGGAGCAGCCAUUGCAUCAAAGUUGUAAAUAACAACACCCAUGCUAAUACACAAGGGGACCAGUACUUGUUUAAAGAGUGAACUACCAGUGAUCUUUAAGAUUUAACGUGGAUAUUAAUUUAUUAUUUUUAAUUUGUGAUUGUUACGGACAUGUAACAGGUUUAUAUAAAUAUUAUAUGUAUAUAAAAAAAACUGAAUGAAAACAAGCUGUGUGGCCAAAAUGUGGACUCAUAUUAAAAGAUCACAAUAUUUUCUAAUAGUAAAUAAACAGAAUAUUAAGGUCGGCAUAUUUUCUAAUAGUAAAUAAACAGAAUAUACUAGAAAUCCUGUGAUUUAAAACCAUGCCUUGUGGUCUAUUUACAGAAGUGGCUAUAUUUACCAGCAAUGUUAAAUCAACAGCCUGCAUUUGUACUGAAAUUAAUAUAGUGUGUAAUUGAAACUGUUCAUAUUAAAGAUUACAAUAGUAACAGUAAAUAAACACAAUAUUAAAUGUCGGCAUAUUUUUUAAUAGUAAAUAAACAUGAUCUACUAGAAAUCCUGUGA